This is a messenger RNA of Colletotrichum godetiae, 2907 nucleotides long. RefSeq lists its product as uncharacterized. The record is from RefSeq and is a predicted model, not a curated record. The coding region runs from base 1 to 2907 and encodes 968 amino acids. The transcript has 4 exons. NCBI's taxonomy places the organism in Eukaryota, Fungi, Ascomycota, Sordariomycetes, Glomerellales, Glomerellaceae.
AUGGAAUCGACUCAUUACAGCAUCAGCCAGCUCUUGGCCAUCCGUGGCACCAAGCUGCAAUACUUGCUCGAGCAGAAAUUGCUUGAGAAUGCCAAAGAGAAUCCCAUCCUGACAGGCAUCAUUCGUCACAAGCGACCCUUUGUCCCCCAGAGAGCUCCUCUAGUUUCUCGUGCCAACAUGGAAGUCAGACAGUCCUCUUCUGGAGACUCGGAGUUUCAAGCACCGGCUAAGCUUCAGGCACCUCAAGUCCUUGCUCCCCUCCACGACAAACCUGUUCGUACCCUUCGUCAUAUCACUGCAGACGUCAGUCAGCUUGAUGGACACUCUGGUCCACAGCUCGAUGGACAAGAUGCCGAACCCGAACAUCAGCCCGAGUUGCCUUCUCAGCGAUCUGUCCUCCCUGAUCAGAAGCGUAAGGGGUUUGAGCAAUUCUACGAAGCUGUCCGAUCUCCCACCCACGUCCGCGUCACUGCUGGAGGCAGAAUCGUCCCCAAUACCCUCGAUGCCUCCCACUCUUCUCCGACUGGAAAGAGCAUCAGAGAGAGAACCAACAUCGACAUCAAUGGCGUACAGUCUCCCAUGGGACAAGCCUUCAACGGCCAGUUCAUGCCAGGGACCCCGCUGAUGGGCCCUAUUCAUUCUGCCAUGCAAUCUACCUUCCCAAUGAUGGCACCAGGCCCGAACCCCAUGGUUUCUUUCGGUGGAUUUGCGAUGCCCCCUUUCGGCGUUCCCCAGGCUCCAACACAAGCACAGUUUGCCCCUCUGAAUAGCGGCAUGAUUGCUGUCGGUAAUUCGAAUGAGAAGAAGGAUCCGAAUAGUGGCGUCAUCCCUAACACUGGAGCUAUGCCCAUGCCUCCAUUUGGUGGACAAUGGUUCCUGCCACCUCAUCCAAUGAUGCCCAUGGGCAUGCAAUACACUGGUGGUCCAACGUACCCUGGUGCUCCAAUGAUGCCGAUGGGGUUUGGUCCAGUGGGUCAGCCGAUGGGCCAGCCCAUGAUGUACCAGCAACCUCCUCAGUCUAUGCCUACGGCUGGCGCCAGACCCUUCACACCGAAUGUGCCAGCCGAGAGCUGCCCAGUUUCAUCGAUUCGGCCUAGCAUCAUCACCAAGAACCAGCUUGCAGGCCUGAGAUCUAGCCUCAAGAAAGCAGAGGCUCAGUUGGCUUACAAUCGCCAUCAGAUUGACGAGAAGCACAUGGAAGAGUACGCUCGUCAGCUCCGUUCCGAUAUCGAGCACUUUGAGAUCAAGCUCAAGGGUGAACUCGCACUCGAGGACAACACUCUUUCUCAACGCAGCGACGCAAAGGACGUUAGCGAGGCCAAGACAUCAAAGGAGUCAAAGCCGACCGCUGCCGAGUCUCGAAAGACGCUUAUGUCUGUCUCGUCGGGCGAUGCAGAUAUUAAGAACGUCCCAGUCCACAACAGCCGUUCGAAUGUGACUGAGGAGCCCAAGAACCCUCGUCAUCGUAAGAGGGACAGACUCAAGCUUGCCGUGGACACUUCGGCGGCAUCUGCUCCUUACAUCAACUCCACCGUGUUCGCGACCAUCUCGCCUGUUCCCUUCGACCCGACGGGACAGAAUCAGACCAGAGAUUCAGACUCACUUCACUUCCGUAAACAAUCUACUGGUCUUCCCGUGUCUGCUGCCUUAGCGCCGGUCUUCCAGCCUCGUUCUGACCUUCGCCGUCCUAACGAGAAUACUCCUCCAGUCUCAGCUGUGCCCAAGGCAGGAAAAGAGACAGGUGACAAAGUCUUCCAUGGUAUCCUGCGGAGAAAUCAGGAAGCGUCUGAUCGUCUUUUCUCAGGUGGCCCUCCGACGCCCGAUCUUGACGAGCAGCUCGCCGAGUUGAAUCGUGAGAAUCCUGUCCUGGGAAUGGCGUACCUGGUUGGCCAAGUGCCUUUCGGCAUGGACCCUAGUCCUGACAUCAGAGAUUACGUCUACCACCGUCCUCUCAACCAGGACGAGGAGAUGGCCAAGCAUCUCUACUGGAGCAAUGCCCCUUCGCAUCUGCGGGCCAACUUUCCCUUCUUCGAUGGCAGGAGCUUCUGGCUGUCGUCGCCUGAGAAGGCGCCUCGUUGCGUCGUCAGCGAUGAACGCGUUGCUGGACGGCUCGAAGAGGAGUAUCGCCUCGCGAUAAAGGGAGACAAGAAUCCUUUCGCCGCCUUGGAGAGAUUGACCGGCCCAAACAUGGAGCAAGCAGUGAAGGAUUUGAAGAGAGACACCAAGUCAGACAAUGUCACUUCGCCCAUGAAGCGUCGCUACAAGUCACGUCCUGUUGCCCACUUCAACAGCCAAGGCCUUCACAAGUCGAAGGACAGCACAAUCUCGUCCGACAAUGUCGUCAAGUCCGACUCCGAGAAAGCCUACUUCAACUCGUGCGUUCGUACGUGGUCGGAGAAGGUCACUGCAUCUGCGACUGCUCUUCCGGGAGCUGUCACUUCAGAGAAUGCCCAAGGCUAUGUUCCUCAGUAUGCUAUCGGCCAUGCCGCAGCCUCCUUGUCGCCCGCCAUCGCCAACGCUGCAAACCAGUCCACCCGAUUGUCGCCAUCCAAGCUGGAUGAUAACGGCAAAUCGGAUACGAGUCAGAGCUUGCUUGUCGCAUCAGCUGAUGUUCGCGUUGAGAACCAGCCUCCUGGUCUUUCCAUCCAUCUCAGUCGCAACGCCAUUGGCAUCUACUUACUCUGUUAUGACUACGAAAACGCGUUCCAAACACUUGUACGAAUUAUUUUGAGUGCUAUGGCGGCUUCCGAUAUCAAUGCAUUGAUUUCGAGUAUUCGGGACCCGCCGGCGUUAUAUUCUAAAGAAGUGGUUCUCGAUACACAGAUUAUGCAUCUCGUCCUUGUUACUGCACUGUCUCUAGGAAGGUGGAGGAUUGAGAGCAUGGUUCAUGGAGACGGAAUUAGUUAG